Messenger RNA from Fusarium fujikuroi IMI 58289, 1164 nucleotides. RefSeq lists its product as uncharacterized. The coding region runs from base 1 to 1164 and encodes 387 amino acids. The record is from RefSeq and is a predicted model, not a curated record. The transcript has 6 exons. NCBI's taxonomy places the organism in Eukaryota, Fungi, Ascomycota, Sordariomycetes, Hypocreales, Nectriaceae.
AUGUCUAUACUACUCAAAUCAAUGGAUCUUCGUCAAGAAGCUGUUCUCAUUGCCUUUGCGGCAGUGGGCUUAUGUCUCUUCGCUGUGUAUGAAUGGAUGCGCAAGGGUAAAGCUGCUGUCAAAACCCACGUUGAAUGGAAAACCCCUUCACCAACGCCUUUGGUCGAUUUCGAUCUGGACGCAAAGAAACCCGAGUUAUACCGACCUUGUCGUCAUGGACCCAACCACGUCACCAUGGGCAUUCGCAAGAUGGACUGGAAUAAUUGGAUUGAGAUGGAUUCCAACUUUCUUUGGUAUCAUGAUAUCAAGGUCUCUGAGCUCGAGAAAGACAUCGAUGCGCAUGUUCAAUACGUUGAUAACGCUGUAACUCGAGAUGCCUGCUUCGAGGUUCUGGAGGAAUUGACUGCAUACUUGACUGUUCGGUACCCCAAGAUCUUUCGGCUCAGCAAUGGCAUUCUUCGCAACACUUUGACAAAAGAAGAGUUCAAAUACCCAGCCAGUACUUCUAAGGAAGCAAUGACAACAGCUGCCAAAUUGGUCCAAGAUGACCUCAUCAUUAUGGUCGAAGAAGAUGACGGCCAAUACCACCUCGACGCUGGAGCUGUUUGUCUGCCUGGUUUCUGGCGAUUGAGCGAAAAGUUCAGAAUGUCUCUAGACACUCUACACAUUGAAGCCAAGGUUCCUCACUACCAGACAAAGUUGCAAAAGUCUAUGAACCGCUUUUUCAAGACGAUGCAGCCAGAUAAGGCAGUGAUUCGAAACAAUUUCUUCAUCCAACUCGAUGAUGGUCUUCACUGGUCUCACCGCAUGGGUGAUCAAGACAGCAGCGAAGUAGCCUCCUGGGAAACGGCAAAUGACAAGGGUCUCACUAUCAACGAUCUCUACUUCCGCUCCGAGAGACAAUCACUCCGGCGACUUCCCAGAUCUAAAGCUCUUCUAUUCACGGUUCGUACAUAUUUUGAGCCAAUCACCACAAUCGCACAAGAGCCUCAUGUUCCAGGGCGUCUAGCUGAAGCGAUUGAGAACUGGGAUGAGGCAGCUUCAAAGUAUAAGGGUAAACAUCACUGGGCGGACAUUCUCUUGCCGUAUUUGUACGACCAGGAUGAGUUGCAAAAGAAAUCUGGAGUUUUGGAAAAGAUCCCGGAGGGAAGCUUCCCGUACUAG